UGCGCCAAUUCAAAUCCACCAAGCAAGAAGAUGCCGGAGACGAGCAGCGCAAAAUUUCCUUCCGAUAAUCUCUUCCCGUCGCUGAUCUCCGACAUCAAAGCCUACAAUGGGGCGGAUCCUCUGCUCCCAUGGCUUCGCGGGAUAAAGAAGCUCAAGGAGGUGCUGCCGCCUCAGCUCCUGAAAGAGAAACUGCCUCGAUUUCUCCAGAAAUGCGCCGAGACUUUCAUGAACGACCGCCGUUACUCCAACGAUAUGCGAUACCUCCGCGUUUGGCUGCAAUUGAUGGAUUUUGUGGAGGAACCGAGAGCGGUGUUGAAAACAAUGGAGGCGAAUCGGAUUGGGCUGAAAAAGUCGGUUUUUUACCAAGCGUAUGCUCUCUAUUAUGAGAAGCUGAAGAAGUUUGAUGCAGCUGAGAAGAUUUAUCAUCUCGGAGUGCAGAACCUUGCAGAGCCUGCUGAUGAGUUGCACAAGUCAUACGAGCAAUUUCUCCAUCGGCUGGAGCGAGCAAAGAAUAAGAGAGUUCAGCUACAGGGAGGGAAAACAAGCAAGGGAAGAUUGAACCACAAUGAGGCUAGAAGUUGCAAAGAGAAAUUGCACGUGAAAGAAUCAAAUCAUACCAGUAAUAGUGGAGGACUUGAUGAAGAACUUUAUAGAAAGGUAGUUCUAAGUGACUCCAGAGUUGAGGGACAAGAUGAAAACAAAAAGCUCUGUAGUGAUGACACGGUUGUGGUUAGGUUUGUAGACACUGCGAUUGUUGGGAAAUCCAACGCAGAAGAUGCACGCCAUCAUGGUCUUGUUGAACCUACAAUUAAUACAAAAGAGGCCAUGAAUGCCAUUAAUAGCAUGUUCCGGGAGCCGUUAGAACCAUCAAUCUCAGGCAGGUCAAGAAGAAACAAGUCUAGUAUUGGUAACAAUGCUGAGAAUGGAUUUAGUGUUUACAGUGAUGAAAGCUUAGAGUCGAAGCAGAACUCUCCAGAGGUUCCAUCGCUGCCCCAACUCACACCACCUGACACUAAUCAGCCUCUGGGCGAAUCAUUUGAAAUAUACGUGGAUGGCGAGGAAACUGGUGAUGUUAAAGAGAUGGCAAAUGGGAAAGGUAUACCAGCUCGAGAUACUAAUCCUGUUGACAUAUCUAUUAGCCAUGCUACUGUGUUUGCUAGACCAAAUGAUCACCCUUCAGCAUUAAAGGACCCGAAUUAUAGGAGGCCAAUCCGGGAGGAUACAGCAGUUUAUAGAUUUGUAGGUUCAACCAUUUCUGAUGAACCGGAGGUAGAGAAUGCUUGGCACCAUGGCCUUGUAGACCCCACCAUUAAUCUGAAGGAGGCUAUGCAAGAUAUCAAUAGCAUGUUUGGAAAGCCAAUUGAAUUUACAAGGAAAAGAAGGCCAAGGAAACACGUCGAAUCACCUGAAGUGAAAGACCAUAGUGGAGGGUUUCUCAUACUUCCUGAUGAUGAUGAUGAACCAGAAGAUACAAAGCCUAAUCCUGCUAGCGGUUUCUUUGGAAAACCUAUGGCUUCGAAAUGUAACCGUGAUCAGAGCCGAAACAAAAUGCCAGAAGAUAUGAACAAUCAUUCUGGGUUUCUAAUCCUUCCUGAUGAUGAAGAAGAUAUCCAACAAGAGAGCUCCUUGCCAAGUUCGUCUACAAGAAACAACAGUGAUUUGUUUGAACAAACUGUGUGCACCAAAGAGGCAAUGGAUGAAAUCAACAAAUUGUUUGCAAUGCCAAUGGAUUUUUAAAAGCCGAUGACGCUGAUGAUGGCCCCUUUAAUAGGCUUAGCUCUGUUCAGGUGCCACGACCCGUAGUUCUCACAGCUUUGGCAGUAGACGAGGCCUUCCACCCCCACUUCAGUCACCUUCGCUGCUGGCUUUG
Molecule: messenger RNA, 1870 nt
Organism: Salvia hispanica
Lineage: Eukaryota; Viridiplantae; Streptophyta; Magnoliopsida; Lamiales; Lamiaceae
Product: Mad3/BUB1 homology region 1
Biological process (GO): mitotic spindle assembly checkpoint signaling; meiotic sister chromatid cohesion, centromeric
Molecular function (GO): protein kinase activity
Source: RefSeq, a predicted model, not a curated record